AUGGAGGGUUUAGAAAAAAGCAAUCCUUUCUUUGGAGAAUCUUCUCAAUGUGGACGUUCUUUUCUUUAUGAAUCAGAGCGAAUUUCGACAUUAAAUAAGACGGAUGAAGAUUCAACAGAAAUAAAUUCUUGCAAAAUGGAAGAGGCUAUGUGUUGUCAUAUACACUCUAUUCUAAACAGUGUUCAUGAGGAUCCGUUUAUUUCUAUUGUAGAUACGGAAAAAAUAGGUGAAAAUGCAGGUAGACGAUUUAUCACAUAUAAGAUACGUAUUAAGAAUCUUGAAGUACGUCGGCGUUAUUCUGAAUUUGAAUCGCUCAGAAAAUCACUUUCACGAUUAUUUCCAACAUUAAUUGUGCCUCCAAUUCCAGAAAAACAUAGUAUAUAUCUAACAAUUCCGUUGUCUAGUGUUAAGAAAGAUGCAAAUUUCAUUACUCAAAGAAAAAGAAUGUUACAGGUUUUUCUUAAUCGUUGUGCUUUUCAUCCUAUUUUGAAAAGAAGCCAUGUUUUUCAUUGUUUUUUAAAUGAGGAUAUAUCGUGGUCACAAGUUCUAGAAUCACCACCAAUUUCCUUGUUGCCACAAAGUGUUCUUAUGGCCCCUCCUUUAAACCCCUGUUCUUCUAUAAACAGUACUAUUUACCAGUGUCUUCCCAUACCGCCUUCAGGUGCAAAACUAUCAAAUAUCCACAAUAGAGAUGAAAUACAUGAAUUGGGAGCAGCUUAUAAUAUUCUUUCAAUAUCUGAAAUAGGCGAAUUGGCAAGUGGGAUUGAGCGUUUUGGAUUAGCUAAUGAUUUGAACUGUCACUCUAAUAAUGAACUAGUUAAAAAUUUGGAUUUUGUAUUAUCAGAACCGUUAAAAGAAUUUACACAAUUUCAUGAAGUUGCUAGGUCUAGAUUGAAAUAUAGACGUCAAAAAGUUCUACAAUAUGAAAUUGUUGUAAAUAUACUAAAUCAGAACAAAAAUAUCUUAGAUGCUCUUGAAAAAUCUGAGAUGGAAGCACAAAAAAUAGAAUCUUCUUUAGCAAGACUUAAUAAUAGUGAAUCUAAUUUGUCUACUUUAAAUUCUGAUGAACCCAAUGAACAUGAACAAACUAAACAAAUUAUACCGACUUUUAUUGAAAAAAUAACAGGUGUUUUAAAAGGCAUGAUUGACGUAGAUUCUACAACUAGAAAAAAAAAUAUUGAGAAAAUAUAUGAGAAAAUUUCUCAGUUAGAAAAUGCUCUUAAAAUUACAAAAAAAGAUUCCAAUAUUGUCGGUCAAGCUAUAAUAGAAGAAUUUGAGAGAUUUCAUAGUUUUAUUAGAAAAGAUUAUUGCGAAUUAAUGAUUAAUAUUGGAAAAUGCUAUAUAGAAUGGGCUAAGAAAAAUAUUAAAAUUUGGGAAGAUGCUAAAUGUUUAAUUUAA
Pneumocystis murina B123 is the source of this 1398-nucleotide messenger RNA. RefSeq lists its product as hypothetical. The transcript is spliced from 7 exons. The record is from RefSeq and is a predicted model, not a curated record. Gene Ontology annotation, biological process: retrograde transport, endosome to Golgi. Bases 1 to 1398 code for a protein of 465 amino acids. Gene Ontology annotation, molecular function: phosphatidylinositol binding. NCBI's taxonomy places the organism in Eukaryota, Fungi, Ascomycota, Pneumocystomycetes, Pneumocystales, Pneumocystaceae.